AAAUUUGCUGCCCACGACACCAUGAUGAAAAAUCAUCGAACACUACCGCCACCCCCAUAAUGGCUCGCGAAGUUUUCAUAGCUUAGCCACCAACCUACGUGUAUUAACAUUGCAGCUGUUACCGUAUGUGGUAACAACGUAGGAAUCGACACACUUGCAUAUAGUUCAUAGAAAACAAUAUUGAUCAUUUUGCCGACUUUUUUAUAAGAGUGUACCCAGCGUCCUAUCCCCUUCCCUGAUUUUCGCUCAUGGAGCGAAACGAGCGAAAAGGUAACGUAAUAUCCGAAGCCGAAUGAACGAAGAUGGGGAGACGAAAAGGAGAUUGUCGAUUGAGAGGGGAGUCGUUGUUAGACAGCCGUGCACGAAACACCGAAGAAGAAAUGGGCUGUGAAAGUGACCAUGCGGAACGGCGUUAAGUGUUCGGUGACCGUUCUUCGUCAUUUAGGAUUCUCGUUAAAGUGUCCAACGCGGGAGCCUCGCCGGCUACCCAUUCAGGAAAUCCGGGAAGAAGCCACGUCGGCUACGUUACCAGUCUAAUAAGCUAUUCUUCACCGGUGCCGGGAUCAAACCUGACGAAUUCGGAAUCAAGCUCCUACGGAACCGGGAUCAAGUCUCUCCGGUUUUCCUAGAAAGACCGUCUCCGUGAUCAACCACCCCCCCCUCGGUCAUGUUCCCCGAAUAUCGAAAGCUGCGCCGAUUCAGACCAACGCACAUGUGUCGAGUAAUGCGGUCAGCCUACCCGGCUAUCCACCCGCAGUGCCGGGAUCAAGCCUCGACGGAGUCGGAAUCAAACAGCAACGGUUCCCGAACGAGCAUCUCCGUGGCCAACACUCACUUCGGCUAUACCCCGAUCGACACUGGAUCCGGAUAUCGAUGGAUAUACCAACAACGAGCCCAGCCCAUCAACCGAUCAGCAGGCUGUUCAUCGACUGAGCCGGGGAUGAGUCUCUUCGUUCCCCGUUGCCGGUACCGUAGGGUACCACAGACUAUAGUGGCCUCUACAGUGUCUUCAUUUCGAAUGGUUCAUAACUACGAUGCCAACUACAAAGGAACUGUAAGUCGUGCCAUUAAAACAAAAAAAGCUCCCGGUCUCGAUAGAAUCAGGAACGUACUACUAAAACAUUUUCCUAGAAAAGGACUUAUUCUAUUAACAAAGAUCCUCAACGCGUGUCUCAAGCUAUGCUACUUUCCAGUGAAAUGGAAACAUGCAUCGCUGAGGGACUGUGGAUUCGAUAAAUAUUCUAAAGAUAUUCCAGAUAUCCUAGAGGAGAUUGUGCUUAUCGAUGUAAUUGUCGAGCGGUACAAUUUUACCGGAACUCCGAAGAAAAAAUCCUCGAAGAAAGAUCAGUCGCUGGCAGAUAUUGAAGUUUUGGGAACAUCCAUGGAGAGCGUCCGGCUGCCAAGAAAAGGAACUGAGGGUCAGCAUCCACAGCGAUAG
This is a messenger RNA of Armigeres subalbatus, 1438 nucleotides long. RefSeq lists its product as uncharacterized. NCBI's taxonomy places the organism in Eukaryota, Metazoa, Arthropoda, Insecta, Diptera, Culicidae. Bases 668 to 1438 code for a protein of 256 amino acids. The transcript has 3 exons. The record is from RefSeq and is a predicted model, not a curated record.